Aaosphaeria arxii CBS 175.79 is the source of this 2273-nucleotide messenger RNA. Its product is annotated as Spo7-domain-containing protein. The transcript has a single exon. Gene Ontology annotation, biological process: nuclear envelope organization. Gene Ontology annotation, molecular function: phosphoprotein phosphatase activity; protein phosphatase regulator activity. The record is from RefSeq and is a predicted model, not a curated record. Gene Ontology annotation, cellular component: Nem1-Spo7 phosphatase complex. Bases 228 to 1919 code for a protein of 563 amino acids. Lineage: Eukaryota; Fungi; Ascomycota; Dothideomycetes; Pleosporales.
CGAACCACGACGACGACGAGAAGUCCUGAGUGUACGAGGCGAGGUAUACAAUUCUUCCAACCCCCCGCCCGCCCGCGAGUGCAGGUCGUUUUCAUCCUCCAACACGUCUUGCUAGAUAGGAGCAUCGUGCUUCUGGUUGAGCAUUGAUAACGAGUUGUGCAACGCCGUACGAGUAACGUCACAUGCAAGUACCACGGCCUCACACCUAGCAGGCCCACGACAACUCAAUGGCGACCUCGCUGGAUCACAUCGUCAAGGGCACUCCGGCACCGAAUGCUGAACAGGUCCGUCAGCACAUACACGAGGAGGAGUCUACGUCGCCAUCACACACUGCCUACCCCUCAGGCCAGCCCGACCAACCGCCUGCCUACUCCUCCACAUAUCCAUCUCAACCCACAACCCACUCGACAUACGCAACAUCACAAUUUGCAACCAGCCAUGGCCUCGGAAACCCACCUCACGAUGCAAAUGACCGGCUGGCAUCAAUCAAGACACCGCGGCCCGCCCACCUCUACAACGAUCCGACGUCACUCCUCCCUUCCUCCCCACCGCAGAUCUACCUCAACCUCCUCAUCCUCGAAGCCAGCCUGCGCUCCCAGUACCUCACGCUGCGGGCCCGCCGCCGCCAAAAUACCUUCUUCCUAACCCUACUCACCGUCUGGAUCCUCUACUUCGGGUACCUCCAAUGGCUGCGGCCGCGCGAGGACGGCAAAGUCGGCGGCUCCCAAUACUGGCUGAUCAACGCGAUGCAGAUGCUGUGCCUCACGACGGGCGUGCUCACCGCGAUCCUGUUCUACGCGAUCGGGCAGUGGGAGCGCGGGGUGCGGUGGCCGCGCCGCUGGGUCGGCACCGCGAACCGCGGCCUGCGCGGCAUGAACGUCAAGAUCGUGAUCAUCCGUGGCAGCUGGAUGGAGGAGGUGAUGUCGUGGCUGGCGUUCAUGAUGCCGUUUUCCGGUGGGCUGUGGGGCGGCGAGACGGCGGGUUCGUCGUAUCAUUACAUCAACCUCGCGCAGGAGAAGAAGAACGAUUUGUCGUCUGGGUUGCCGAGGCAUAGGAUCUUGGAAGACGGGAAGGAGUAUGCGGAGGAGGAUAUCGCGCCCGGUGGGGACUUUAUCCACUUGUUGUUGCUGCCGAAGCCGUUCAGCCCGGACUUCAGGGAGAACUGGGAGUUGUAUCGCACGGAGUACUGGGAGAAGGAGAACGAGCGGCGCUCCGAACUGCGGAAGCGCGUCCGUCAACGACAGCGAGAGAUCGCGCGCGCAGAGGGCGGCUGGCUCUGGUGGACCGGCUGGCGAGGCUGGAAGCGCGCCCGCGGCGUGAAAGGACGAGCCGGCGACGUCGAGAAGACGGGCCACCACCACGCUCACCACCACCACUCCCGCACGCACUCCCUCUCCGCAACCAACUCCCUCAAAGACCGCAAACGCCGCGCCAGCACCAUCCGCGGCCGCGACAACAACACAACCAUAACCUCGCACUCCCGCAACUCCUCCCGCAGCGUGACACCCUCCGCCGCCGACCUCGAAGACCGCCUGCGUCCCGCAUCCGAGUCCCGCGAGCGCCGCUGGAGCACCAGCACGACUGGGUCCACCGCAACCGCAGCCUCGUCUUCACGUCCGGCCCCUCGCGCGGCACCCCCGCUCCUGACGUCCAACUCCUCGUCGUCCACCGCGUCGACGUUGACCCAAGGAUCCGCGCACUCGGCACGCCAGCCCCCGAACGCCGCUCGCCGCCCUGUCACCCCCAACGACGCGGCAUCACAGUGGCAGAGCAAGCGCGCGAGCAGUCUGAGUACGAGCGAGAGUCUCAGCGAGCGGGACGACGCGCAGAUUGCUGCUGCUGAUGGCAGUGAGGGUGCGAGGCCGGCGGUUAGGAGGAGGACGAGUAGAGAUGGUGGUGCGGGCGCGGGCAUGGCUUAAGUGACGUUUAUUCUGAUGAACCUGAGAAAGGUUGAAACUAAAAAAUGGCGUUUUUGGCAUGGGCAUUUUGCAUUUUGGGAUGAAGAGAUGAAGGUGAUGGGACGAUGAAGGGAAUGAAGGGAAUGAUGGAGGGGAAAUGAAUCGUUCUGUUGCUUCUUUGUACUUUUAGGAGGAUUUUUCUCGUACACAUUUACGAGAUGAGCAUGUAUGAGCGUACACUUUUUUUUCCUUCAAUGGUAUUUUCUCGGGGGUCUGGGGGAAUGAAAGAGUCGAGUGAACGAAUUGCAUGCAUGGAAGGAAGGUAUAGCGUAGUUGAAAAUAUAUUUCGUACACAUCAACAUCGAAACAUCAAAA